Molecule: messenger RNA, 1767 nt
Organism: Lolium rigidum
Lineage: Eukaryota; Viridiplantae; Streptophyta; Magnoliopsida; Poales; Poaceae
Product: dihydrolipoyllysine-residue acetyltransferase component 4 of pyruvate dehydrogenase complex, chloroplastic-like
Exons: 6
Coding region: 162-1526 (454 amino acids)
Biological process (GO): pyruvate decarboxylation to acetyl-CoA
Cellular component (GO): chloroplast thylakoid; pyruvate dehydrogenase complex; chloroplast envelope
Molecular function (GO): dihydrolipoyllysine-residue acetyltransferase activity
Source: RefSeq, a predicted model, not a curated record
CCGCCGCCGCCGCGCUCGCCGGAUUCCGCCACAUUAUUUUCCGCCCACGUCCUCCCGGCGCCGUCCCGCAGGCUCGCCGCUGCGGCAAGCUCCUUCGCAUCUCGAAGUUUGCCACGACAAGCUGACUCAUUUAGUCGGGUGAUUGGCGCAGCCCGUGGGCCAUGACGCCGAUGGCUUCCCUCUCCCUCUCCAUCUCCACCGUGCCGGGGCGCGCACGCCGUGCGGCGUACGUUCAAGCCCCUCGAAGGCGGCGCAUGGCGGUGGUGCGGGCGAAGGUGCGGGAGAUCUUCAUGCCGGCGCUGAGCUCGACGAUGACGGAGGGCAGGAUCGUCUCCUGGACGACCGCCGAGGGAGACCGCGUCUCCAAGGGCGACCCCGUGGUGGUCGUCGAGUCCGACAAGGCCGACAUGGAUGUGGAGACAUUCCACGACGGCAUCAUCGCCGCCGUCCUCGUCCCGGCCGGCGGGACCGCCCCGGUCGGCGCCCCCAUCGCCCUCCUCGCCGAGUCCGUGGAGGAUGUCGCCCUCGCGCAGGCGCGUGCCCAGGACCUAUCCAAAGCCCAGGGCGAAGAGCCCCCUCCUCCCCAUGCCGCCGCCGUGGCUCCACCCACCGUGUCUCCCGCUCCGGCGCCAGUGGCUGCGCCGACGAAAAGCAUCGCCACGCCUCAUGCCAAGAAGCUCGCGAAGGAGCACAGAGUGGACAUCUCCAAGGUCGUCGGUACCGGGCUGAACGGCCGCAUCACGGCGGCUGACGUUGAGGCAGCCGCUGGCAUCCAGCCAAAGCCAAAGGCUGCUCCACCUCCAGCCCCUGCGGCUUACUCUGCGCCUCCAGCAGCAGUGCUGCCUCCGGUGCCUGGCGCGACAGUGGUACCAUUCACAUCCAUGCAAUCGGCGGUGAGCAGGAACAUGGUGGAGAGCUUGUCAGUGCCAACAUUCCGAGUUGGGUAUGCCAUCACAACUGAUAAGCUUGACGCGCUCUAUGAAAAGGUUAAGUUGAAAGGGGUCACAAAGACAUUGUUGCUAGCGAAAGCCGUAGCCAUGGCGCUCGCUCAGCACCCAAUUGUGAAUGCCAGCUGCAGGGAUGGAAACAGCUUCAGUUACAACACUAGUAUUAACAUCGCGGUGGCAGUUGCCAUCGAGGGUGGCCUUCUUACGCCUGUCUUGGAGGAUGUUGAUAAGGUGGAUAUAUAUCUGCUUGCACAAAAGUGGAGAGCCCUGCUCAAGAAGACGCGCUUGAAGCAGCUUCAACCAAAUGAGUACAGCUCAGGGACAUUUUCGCUGUCCAAUAUGGGUAUGUUUGGGGUGGAUAGAUUUGAUGCAAUCCUUCCACCUGGUCAGGGGGCUAUCAUGGCUGUUGGAGCAUCGAGACCUACUGUUAAAGCUGAUAAGGAUGGUUUCUUCAGUAUCAAGAACGAAAUGCUGGUCAAUGUUACUGCCGAUCACAGGAUUAUAUAUGGCGCUGAUUUGGCAGCGUUUCUCCAAACGUUUGCAAAGAUUGUGGAGGACCCUGAGAGCCUAACAUUGUAAGGAGAAGUUCCUCACAGGUGUUGCCUACACGUCCGUGAUUUAUCUUGUUCCAAUUGGAACAUGAUGAUAGUACUAAUAAUGGUAUGGAGAAUCCGCCGAGGUGUUAAAGAUCGAUGUAGAAUAGCCACAGACAACUCUGUAUACUGUUUCUUUCUUGGAUGUAGAUACCCUGAUUCAGCAAACCAUAAAUAAUCUACAUUUCUUGGAGUGUUAAUAAUAAUAAUGCAAAAGAUCUUUUUUA